Molecule: messenger RNA, 2274 nt
Organism: Suillus subalutaceus
Lineage: Eukaryota; Fungi; Basidiomycota; Agaricomycetes; Boletales; Suillaceae
Product: ferric reductase NAD binding domain-containing protein
Exons: 11
Coding region: 282-2135 (617 amino acids)
Biological process (GO): copper ion import; iron ion transport; intracellular iron ion homeostasis
Cellular component (GO): plasma membrane
Molecular function (GO): ferric-chelate reductase activity
Source: RefSeq, a predicted model, not a curated record
GUUUUUCGGUUAGGCUGAGGGGAGAUCAACCCUGACAUCCUCCGAUUGGCGCUCAUUUGGUAAUCCUAUGGUUAAGAAACUUCUCCGAGGUUCAACGGCCAUCAUGUUCUGAACAAAACAAAUCCAGUGAUGUAAUCCUGAGAAUUGAUCCCCACAUGAAUUCUCAAUGCCUUGGGAAGAUUAUUCGGGUAUGCAAAGUCGCACCACACUAUGGUCUUCAUAUUUAGUCUGCUCUUCCUUCCCUGUCUGCCUGAACCCAGACCCCUUCCUUGCGACUUAGGAUGUCUUCUGAUUUCUCUGAAGCUGACAUAAUCGCGCUCGUACGCGAAAAUGACACCUACCCUGAACAGGUGUGGUAUACUAUCGCCGCAUUUCUAUUCGUAGUCGGCUGCUUCCAGUGGGGGUCAUUCGUUCACUCCAAAUUCGCCAGGCGCAGGCACUACGAGUGCGACGAAGAAACGGUUACCGCCAAUGACAUCCAAUACAAAUUUUCUGUCCGUCGUAUCCCACUCGCGAUCAUAAAUUUCUAUCGCGUUGUUGCCUUCCGGUGGACCCUCGAAAUAGGACAAUCCUAUACCCUUAACAUGGCAGAGGUUUUCGUGACUGUGGCAUACAUCGCCCUUUUGCUGAUCUAUGCCUUCAUUAACACAACCUCAGUCGAGGGUCAAAAACUUGAUAUAAUCUACUGGAGCAACCGCAUAGCAAUGCUGGCGUCCAGUCAGUUUCCCAUUAUCACGGCUCUUGGCACAAAGAACAAUCUCGUGUCUUUGGUCACAGGCAUCAGCUACGAUAGGCUCAAUUAUAUUCAUCGAAUGAUGGCUAGGACAUGCUUCAUGCUACUUUGGGUACAUGCGGCGGGCGAAAUAGUAUCCACUCCCUCCUUCCGGGAGACUCUGAACGAAGACUGGCUCCGUCUCGGUAUCACCGCCAUGGUUGCCUUCUCUAUUCUGAUCAUAGUAUCACUGCGUCCCGUUCGCAAUGAUGUCUAUGAGGUCUUCUUCUAUGUCCACUUCCUUGGCGUCCUGAUAUUCCUGGUGGGAGGAUAUUACCACACCAAAGGUGCUUACGGGUCGUACUGGAUAUGGCCAUCGUUUGUGUUCUGGGCUUUCGAUCGCUUCAUCCGGGUCGUUCGAGUUGUUGUAUUCAAUCACUCUUACUUUGGCUUCAAGUCAGGAACUGGGACAAUGGACGCAGCGACAGAGUUGCUUUCCGAAAAUAUCGUUCGCUUGCGCCUACGUCGACCCCGACAUUUCCACUGGUCCCCAGGACAAACGGCAUAUCUAAUCAUGCCCUCAGUUUCGACACUGCCAUUCGAAGCGCACCCAUUUACUAUUGCGAGUUUCGAUUCUAGUCUUCUGUCGACCGCAAAACCAGAGGGAAGCGGUGAAAAUUACGAAACCCAGGUUCUGGGAUCAAGCGCUCCGUUCUGGAAGGAGCUAGUGUUUUUGGUCAACGUGCAUGGAGGGUUCACGAAAAAGCUCAAGGAGGUAGCUGUCACGAAGGGCAAAGUUAAAGUUUUUGUAGAUGGUCCUUAUGGACCGUCUUCUGACCUCGGUUCUUACGACACGUCUGUAUUUGUGGCAGGAGGAUCUGGUAUAUCGUACACCCUCCCGGUUUUUCUGAGCGUUAUCGAGUCCGUGCGCAAGAGGAAAAGCUCCUGCAAACGGGUGGUGUUCAUUUGGUGCAUACGCGGGGCUGGGUAUGUUCGAUGGAUUGAAGAAGCACUCAUCAAGGCUGUUCAGCUUGCUCCACCUUCUUUGACAGUAUCCAUUCGUAUCUUUAACACUGGUUCUCCAUUAACGUCACAGUACAUGGAAGAAGAUUCCAGCCUUUCAAGUCCGACAGAGAAGAACAGCAUUUCCGAACAAAUUCUGACAAGGAAGGGUUCUAUAACGUCGUCAAUGCUAUUUUCGUUACGCGAGGUCAGGAUGGAAAGUGGACGAGCGAACCUGAAUGCACUGCUCAUAGAAGAGGUCAGCAUGGCCUCGGGGAGUAUGUCGGUGAGCGUUUGCGGAUCGCAGGGUAUAGCACGUGCGGUCCGUCAUGCACUUCGCUUCCCUGUCUCCGGACCUACCAGUAUUCUCAGUGGAGGACCGAGCGUGACCCUUCAUGUCGAAUCAUUCGGAUACGCCUGAUAGUCACCUCUCCUUAAAGUUCUUGUUCCCUGUUAUGCAUGACCUAUUUUGUUUUCUUACUCGCCAGAGUUUCUUGUAGUUUGUUAUUGUAGCUGUUUAACAAGGGCUUUAUCAUCUAUUAAUAUUGGGCUCAAUCCUG